Exophiala oligosperma is the source of this 1554-nucleotide messenger RNA. RefSeq lists its product as uncharacterized. Lineage: Eukaryota; Fungi; Ascomycota; Eurotiomycetes; Chaetothyriales; Herpotrichiellaceae. The transcript has 2 exons. Gene Ontology annotation, molecular function: DNA-binding transcription factor activity, RNA polymerase II-specific; zinc ion binding. Gene Ontology annotation, biological process: regulation of DNA-templated transcription. Bases 1 to 1554 code for a protein of 517 amino acids. The record is from RefSeq and is a predicted model, not a curated record.
AUGAGCUGCAAUCCGAAUAAUGAUACGUGGAGAACACGACCAAGGGCGUUUAAGCCGAAAGUUAGGACCGGUUGCAAAACUUGCAAAAUUCGCCGGAUCAAAUGUGACGAACAGAAGCCCGCCUGUGUGAAAUGUCGUUCCACGGGACGCCAAUGCGACGGUUAUGACGAGAACAUAGGGAGAGCCUCAAUUAUACAACCACACGACCAUAGUUAUCUCCGAUGCCUGUCCCCCCUAGGCAACCUUUAUCCCACGUGGGCACCUCCUCAGCACUGGGAUUCAAAUGCCCUCCAGUUCUUCCAAAUUCGUACCAUUGCCAACCUGUCUGGCUACUUUAGGUCCGAGUUAUGGGAACGCUAUGUUCUUCAGCUCUCCGUGCUCGAGCCGAGUAUCUUUCACGCCACGGUUGCACUUGGCAGUUUGCAUCGGUGGUAUGUGAACGGAAGGCCUCCCAAUCCAGACCCUUCGGUAUUUCACCAUUAUAACAAAGCCAUUCACCACCUCUUGCGCCCGAUGAACCCGUUGGCAAAGUCCGUUGUCCUGGUUGCAUGUUAUGUGCUCAGCUCGUUUGAAGCACUGUAUGGAGACUACAAUACAUCUUUCAAGCACGUCUCUAGCGGCAUUAGACUGCUCCGCGAGUCAAGUGGCAUCAUCCAGCGAAAUUACCUGCCAAAGACUGCAAGACCCCAGCGUUCCCACAACGAUGAUGAAAUUGAAGAUCUCCUUCUCGUACAUUUUUCACGCCUUGAUCUUCAAGCCUCCAGCUUUCAUCCCGCAUGGACUAUCUCGAUGAUGGAGCCUGAUCUUAUUUCCCGUAUCCGCUCAGAAGUCUCCAUAUCAAGUCUUGAAGAAGCAAGAGGACGUCUUACUGCGCUACUUUUGCAAGUGAUGGACUACAAGAGAGGCAGAGAGAAAGACGCGAAUCAUCAAGCCGCAGAUAGCGAUAUUUCUCGAAAUAGUAUCGGGCAGAGUCUCUCCCGGUGGUGGGACGCAAUGGAGACAUGGCGUCUACAGAAGCACAAUUCCUCAGAACCAAAAGAGAGGAAUGGAAUUAUGUGCCUCCGAAUCCUUUACCUGACCGGAUACAUCCUGUUGACUGUGCCUCGAGGGGCGGAAGAAACCCUGUAUGACAACCUUCGUGACGAGUUCGCGAAGAUUGUAGAAUAUGCUUUUGCUCUAGCACCAGCGCCAGGAGAUGACGGUGAGCUCAGCUAUUCGCACGAACUCGGCAUCUUACCUGGUCUAUAUCUGACUGGAACCAAAUGCCGUGACCCUAUUCUCCGACGUCGGGCAUUAGUACUUCUGACAUCUUGCCGAAGGAGAGAGGGCGUCUGGGACAGUGAUUCGGCGGCGAAGGUCGUAUCUAGGAUCAUUUCCAUCGAAGAGAAAAGUGGCUACGUAUAUAGCUGUAGAGAUGUCGUUGAGGGGAGCCGAGUGAAGGACACCUGGCUCCAGAAACCAUCCAACAUGGACAGACAUGCUACUCUUGUGUUCACCCGCAGGCCACGACCAGAUGCCAGACUGGAGAUAAUUGAGGAGCGAAUUCAAUGGUGA